This is a messenger RNA of Lottia gigantea (owl limpet), 1407 nucleotides long. RefSeq lists its product as hypothetical. The record is from RefSeq and is a predicted model, not a curated record. The transcript has 8 exons. The annotation marks the transcript as partial. Lineage: Eukaryota; Metazoa; Mollusca; Gastropoda; Lottiidae. Gene Ontology annotation, cellular component: catalytic step 2 spliceosome.
AAAAGUAUUGUUGUAACUGAAGAAAGGAAAACGAAAGUAGAACAAAAAAAAACAAAGACAGUUUUAGAUGAAGACACUUACACUGAAAAAAUCACAGAUAUCAUUCAACGUGAUUUCUUCCCUGAUUUAUCAAAGUUAGAAGCCCAAGCUGAAUAUUUAGAGGCAUUAGAGAAGAAUGAUUUGGUUACCUUGCGUAAAAUCCAGAUGAAAUAUGGGCCAGUUAUGUUUUUAUCAUCUUUUAUUCUUAUAGAUUAUACACCAGCCACUUUUGAAACACCAGACCCUAGUCACAGACCUCACUCACCUUCAUCUAAACCCUCAAAUGAUAAGGCUCCAGUAUCUACUACAAAUAUUGAUGUACAAAAGAAAAGUAAGAUGGGUCUAGAUAAAUUUCUGAGUAAAAAUACCAGUGAAGAUAAUGCAUCAUUUAAUGAAAUAUUGGAAGAAUCUGACAAAAAACAUCGGAUGAAACAUGCUUGGUUAUUUAAUAAAGAAGAUGAACAAAUGAAGGAACAUACAGAUAAACUAGCUUUACCAUCAAUCGAAGAGCAAGCAGUAUUGGCCAUAGAUAAGAGUUCCGUAGAUACAUGGAAGUAUCAAGCUAAGAAUGCUGUUAUGUAUGUUCCUGAGGGUAAGGAUAGAAUCUCUGAAAAGAAGUUCAAGGCACAAGAAAUUGUUCAUGAAAACACCAGGUUUUAUGCCAACCCUCAUGAUAUGAAAAAGAACAAGCAGAUAAUGCAACAGGCAGCUGUCAAUAAAGCUUUGUCCAAUCAAGGGAAAAUUGGACAUGAUGGAAAGGAGCUUACAGCAAACCAAACACCAAAAAUUAAUGGUUAUGGUUUUGUAGCCACACCUUCUCCAGCACCAGGUGUAGAAGAAUCACCAUUGAUGACUUGGGGUGAGAUUGAAGGAACACCCCUAACCCUUGACACUGGGGUUACACCUGGUAAUACCUCUGGUCCGGUAUUCAAGAUCCCAAAUAUUCCACAAAGAGAUCAGAUAGCUAUGGAAUUGGCUGAAAAAGCCAGUAAAAACCACAGAGCUAAAAAGCAGGCUGCAUUACAACAAGUCAGUAGAAAUUUAGCCAGUCCAUCUCCAAAAUUCAGUCUUUCUUCUACAGAUCGCUUGAAUUCUUUAUCACCAGCUGCUCAACGUCUUGCUAGUAAAAAACUGGGAAUCAGAACUCAUACAGAUAAAGCUUUAAAAGACAGUUACACACCCUCACCAUCUCAUAGACUCCCUGGUGAUAAAACACCUGUUAGACUAACACCAUUAUCUUCACCCAACUCAGUCCGAUCUUCUAUACAAUCUAGUCCACGAACACCUCGCACACCCAUUGGAAAACACACUGGAAGUGACAUUCGUUCAUUAACAGACAAUUUACUUCAGUUACCCAAGCGGCCUAAA